Bacillus rossius redtenbacheri is the source of this 2998-nucleotide messenger RNA. RefSeq lists its product as uncharacterized. Bases 49 to 2664 code for a protein of 871 amino acids. The transcript is spliced from 5 exons. NCBI's taxonomy places the organism in Eukaryota, Metazoa, Arthropoda, Insecta, Phasmatodea, Bacillidae. The record is from RefSeq and is a predicted model, not a curated record.
UGUCACCUGAUCACUUCUUGAGACCCGCAUGCUGCAACAAGGGUCGCGAUGAGGCUGUGGAUCCCAGCGCUGCUGCUGCUCUCGGGCGCAUGGCGCGGCUCGGCGGCCGAGCCCAGCGACAGCUUGCGAAGCGCCCUGGACGCCGUGGCGCGACGCCAGCGCCACCUGGCCGGUGGCGACGAGGGCUUGCUGCGAGCCUACCGCUACCUCGGCGCGACCAACAACUAUGUCCCUGAAGGUGUUGGGCAGCCAGAAGACAUUGGCUAUGGCUUCCAAAAGUCUGGUAUCAACAGCGGGGGAAUUUUCAACUUGCCAUCACACUUAACUGAGCCUAUGGAACCCGACAGAAACAUCGAUAACUUUGAUAGAGUGAUGUUGGGCACUGUGGAAAAUGUCGAGCUAGGUUAUCCCAAAAAUUCACCCUUUAGAGAGCUAGAGAAGAAGUCAUUUUUUAGAGAACAACAAGAUAAUGAAGACCAUGACCCGAGGCAUCUCAGUGAUUCUGUUGUAAGAAAACUGAAUCAUCACCAAGCGGAGCAAAUUGUGGACCCAGACGAGAAUGGCGAAUAUCUUAGGUUUCUGCAGUCAAUGUGGGGCAAAUAUAGACAAAAAAAUCAGGUCAUUGAAGAUGGCGACGACAUGACUGAAGAAGAAGUAGCUCGCAUACUGAAAUAUGUGAGGCAGCAUGGUAGUUCAAGACUGGAAGAGGAUGACAGUAUGAAACCAACGGCAUCGGAUCACUUUGCUCGACAAAAUAAUCAUGGUAUUGUGAACGAGUUUCUCAAUGGUCCGAGAGAUAUUAAAGGGUGGAGUGGUAAUAGGCACUAUAGAAAACGUUUUGAAGAAAACGAUGGUGAUAAUGGCGAAACGCAAAGAAAUAUAUUUAAUUAUUGGAAAUAUGGGCCACCCACUUUCAGCCGGGAGUAUAUCGGUGUUUUUGGUGGUGAAAGAGAUAGUGAUUCCCCUGAUGGUCGGGGUGAAGAUGAUGCUGGACUAAGUUCCAAAUAUAAGGCCCUUGGCCGUGAGCAGUGGCUCCCCUUAGAGAAAGAAGAAGGGUUCCCACAGUACAGUCCUCAAUCCGACAGGCCUAUGAAACGUAUGAACAGAAACCGUGAGUUAACUAAUUCACCAUAUGCUUUCUUGCAACCAGCUUACGGAUAUUCAACCAAUCGGAAACGAUUCCCAGUUACGAAACGAAGCCCAAGACUCUAUGCUUCACCCCCACUACUACACCACGAAAAACGUAUGGGUGUUGACAUUUAUGAUGCUUACAAGAAAUACAGCGACCAUGAAAAUGCAACAACAACAGAUCCUAAAGUGGUAAAAGAACUUAAUCAAAUUUUUUCAGCAGAUGAAAAUCCAAAAAAUGUACAGAACUAUGAAACAACAUAUGAAGAUGUGUUAGAAACCAAAAAAGUGGACAAGGAACAAAAACUCAUCACAGCGACAACAAUCAACAGUGCAUCUAACGAUAAAAGUAAGCACUCUAAAGAAAGUCAUAAAUCGAAUAACGAAAACCGCACAGAAGAUCACUCUGUGGUUUCACAGCAAGAUGAUGGACCCAUAGAGAUUAAAAAGAAGUCUAUUGACUGGUCAGAUUACUUCGGCAUCGACAGAAGGCGCAAAAAGCUUCAGCCCCAACAUGUCCAACAUGUUCCAGAUUAUGCUGAAAUUCCUUAUAAAUGGUGGAAAACAAUCUACGAAAAAAUGAUUGCUAAUCUUGGUUUUGAAGGAAAAGAAAAUAGCAAAACACUCAACCAGUAUAGCUACCCACUCAAGAGAAAUCAACUGUUUACACAACCUUUUGACACAAGGAAAUUCGAAACGGGUGAUUUUGCAAGUGAUUUACACAAAACCUCAUUUUCAAAGAAGAGCGAAAAAAAUGAUGAAGAUAGCACCGAGCCAUUAAAAAUUGAUAAAAUGGACAAGAAAAUAAAGUACAUUGAAGAUCUAAUACUAAACCAGGCCGUAAAAUACACCGGUGCUCAUGAAGAUGCUGCCGAUUCCAAGGAAAUUCAAAAUAUAAAAUCCAAUGUAAUGUCGCAGUUGGCAGCAGCAUACAGCCUUGAAAAAAUAAGGAAAGCACUGUCAGAAUUUAAGUCUAUUCUAGCUGCCCAGAAAGACUUAAAAAGUUACCCGGAAAAUGACAUAAACAUGGAUUUGGAAGAAGAAAAGAAUAACCUCAUGGUAAUGAAGAAGGGCAACGUUGCUGAAAAAGAAAGUGACAAAACCGAAAAGAACUUGAAGGUUGACGAAGAAAAUAUUGAAAAUUCGGUAAUCCAGCUUCUAGACCAACCAUUAUCAUUAUCUCAGUUGUCAGAAGGAUACAUGGGCGGGAGAAAUUCAGAUGAUAAAAUUGACUGUGCGAUUAUAAACAAACAACUUAACAAGUGUGAUAUACCUGAGGACUCUACUGACGACCAGAAGCAUUUGUAUGCUCCACUGUGCUGUUUGCGACAAAUGUGCUAUGCAUGUAGCCCACUGCUUGGGGAGUCACAGGCACGGUGUGAUGAACUGAUGAUGGAUGUUUGUGGCACUGAUGCAGCCUGCCUGGAGGAUGCUAGCCGCUGUGGCACUGCACUGGCAGGUCCAGGACAGUGUGAUUGCAUCGCCCGGUACUUCCUCAUAGAGUAUAUCUCGUGGAAGGCGCCAGUCAACCGUUAAUCUUAACCAGUUACGAAUGCUUUGAGAUUAGGUUACAGGCCUUAUGUCGCUACUUGCAUAUAACUGGUAGUUAGUUUAUGUUUCUGUGGUAUAAUUUAUGUGAACACUGCAUAUUGUAAUCAUUUAAAUUGUAUUGCUCCUUAUAUAAGAGCGGUUAUUUUGAAGGUCAGUAAUUAAUAAGGUUUUUUGUCAAAAAUAUUGUUAAAAUUUAAAAAUUUCUGGAAGAAAAUUACAUACUUAUUAUAGUUAAGAUUUUAAGUUAUUAUUUUGUUGGUGAAUAUAAUAUUUAUAAUUAUUGUGUAUCUGUUAAUUGAAUAAACUAAAUAUUUGUGGA